AUGAAGGUGCCGGAUGAUUCCGGAGGCCCUUGGGACUGUUCUUCAAGACAAGCUCAGAAGGAGGUCACUCGCCGACUCAGCCGUCUCGAUGCCCACAGAGCUCUUGAAACUUUCGCCACCUUGGCCAAGCAGAAGGUGCAGCUGAAUGCCUUCCAUGCCAGUGCCGUGGCUGUGGCCUGUAGCAAGGAGAGUCAAUGGGAGCAGUCUCUGGCAUUGCUGUCGGAGCUGGCUCAGCAGACGAUUCAGACGGACGUCGUCGUGUUCAACGCUGUGACUCUAUCAUGUGCAACAUGCCAAAAGUGGGCAACAGCCUUGGGCCUCUGCCUUUCAAUGCAAGGGAUAUCAGUGCCUCCUAACGACAAGACGCUCUGCACGGCUUCGAACGCCUGCGCUGGUGCUGCACAAUGGGAGGAGAGCCUGCGCAUCACCGAGACAGACUUCAAGAAUGCAAAUUCAGCAAAGGUAGCCUGCAACACAGCUCUUCGCGCCUGUGGCAUGUGGUCACUCUGGCGAUCGGCAUUGGAAGUGGCUGCUUCCUUGCGCUGCUGCUUUGUCGAGCUUGAUCAAGUUGCAGCUACAGCUACAAUUCGCUUGUUAACAAGCGCCUCGCAGUGGCAGCGGUCGCUACAAAGUGAACAGGUGACAGGGGUCAUCGUCUCCGAGGAUCCGAUCACAAGCAGCGCGUUGAUGGCAGCUGAAGGGGAGGCAGCUCUCUGGGAGGAAGCACUGUCACUACUGUGGACCAUGGUCUCGAAGCGGUCUGCCGACGUCUUCAGCUUCAGCACGGCCAUGACAGCCUGCACCGCCGGCGGCGAAUGGGAGCUUGCCUUGGAGCUUCUCAGCUCGAUGAACGAGGAGCAAGUUCGUCCCAAUGUCGUGGCCCUGAGCGCUUUGCAAGCCGCGGCGGCUGCCGGCAGCUGUUGGCGCGAAGCACUGGAGCUUUUGGCUACUAUGGUCGAGACAGCUCAGGCACCGAACGAGAUCACGCUCCUGGCAGUCAUCGAUGCCUGCGGUUCAGGCCAGAAGUGGAAUGCAGCCCUGGGGCUGCUGAUGUCGGCUCAGGAGCUGAGGAUUCGACUCUCCCAAGCCAGCUACACCGUCGCCAUGAGCGCAUGCGAAGCGGGACGUCAGUGGGAACAGGCUUUGUGCACCUUGCGUUCUAUGCCAUCAGCCGCCUUGAUGCCAAAUGAGAUAUCACUCUCGGCCACCACGCUGGCUUGUCAAAGACAAGCAGGUUGGGUCAUCGCGUUGCAGCUUCUCGGCAGAGGGCCCUUGAAGGUCGGCUUGGGCAGCGUGAGCGCUCUACGCUUGGCCGCCCUUCUGGGCAGCUGUGAAAAUGUGGAGCAGUGGGUUGUGGCGCUGUCACUGAUGCUCCUUCUCACAAGCAGCCGAGUCCAAUCCAGCGCAAUGACAGGCAAUGCAGCACUCAGCGCAUGUGCAGCUGCUAGCCGAUGGCGGCAGUCGCUGAACAUCGGCCUCGACACAGGUGUGCGGCCUUCUGCCAUUACUUUCAGCUCGAUGCUGAGCGCAUUCAACAGAUCUGGCCACUGGCUGCUGGCACUCGGGACGGUGAGGAUGCUGCAGACAUGGAGAGUUCAACAGACAAGUUUCGGGGCAACUGCUGCAGUUCUCUGCUGUGCGGAGCAGAGCCACUGGACCUUGGCGCUUCGCAUGCAUGAGGAGCAACGCGCGGGUGUAGAAGGAUUGGCCGGGAUGGCGCUCGCGGCUGAGCGGAUCAGAUUCGAGGUCUACUGCUGUGCAGCUUGCGGUGCCCAUUUCGCGCAGUACAAGGAUUUGCUGUCGACGAAUUUCCGGGGCAGGACAGGCAAUGCACUGCUCUUCAACCAAGUGAUCAAUGUCACGGCAGGACCUUUGGAAGACAGUGUGAUGACCACAGGCUUGCACACGAUCCGGUGCCUCUUUUGCGUGGUCUGUGAAGAGCGCGUCGGAUGGAAAUAUGAGGUGGCUUUCGAGGAGGAUCAGAAGUACAAGGAAGGCCGCUUUAUCCUCGAAGAAGAGCUGCUUUCAUCCACAGUGCAGGGGAUGAACUGA
This is a messenger RNA of Symbiodinium necroappetens, 2052 nucleotides long. NCBI's taxonomy places the organism in Eukaryota, Dinophyceae, Suessiales, Symbiodiniaceae. The record is from the annotation of a GenBank genome assembly.